This is a messenger RNA of Pseudoliparis swirei, 3534 nucleotides long. It is a transcript of the gene slc27a1a, whose product is annotated as solute carrier family 27 member 1a. The record is from RefSeq and is a predicted model, not a curated record. Gene Ontology annotation, biological process: adiponectin-activated signaling pathway; medium-chain fatty acid transport; response to cold. Lineage: Eukaryota; Metazoa; Chordata; Actinopteri; Perciformes; Liparidae. Gene Ontology annotation, molecular function: long-chain fatty acid transmembrane transporter activity; fatty acid transmembrane transporter activity; long-chain fatty acid-CoA ligase activity. Gene Ontology annotation, cellular component: plasma membrane; mitochondrial inner membrane. The transcript has 12 exons. Bases 700 to 2655 code for a protein of 651 amino acids.
AUGGAGAACAGAAGAUAGCCUGGCUCGCUCUGCAUUUCGCUGCUCUCUGUCACUUUCGCUUUUUUGGACCCAAAUUAUGAACUCCCCCCGCGUGUAUUUCAACCUACCGGACUCGGUCACGUACGUUUGACGUACAUUUAAAUAUCGUUUGACUGUGAAUCGUUCCUCGCCUACUUCAUGUUAUAGUUCCAAGAACACUGGCGUAGACUGUUCCAACAGCUACGGUGUAACACUUCGUAAACUACUGGUUUCCUUUUUAAAAAAACGCCGCAACAUCCUCUCUGCUCUCGAUAUCCGGAGGACCGUUUGAACACUAAGAUAGUUUCUGUGAAAACAAUUCCCAAGUUGCGCGGAGCGGCGGGGUAAUUGGGUGAAAGGUGACAGCGCCGUAGCCUGUGGACUCGGAGGUAAGUCGCGUGCAGCGCACGGACGUCAUAACGUCAGAUAGAAGUGGACAAUGAUGCGUUGUGUGGCCGGGCCUGGUGUCUGUUCGCGUGUAGCUGCUGACAUGCACGCCGGGUGAUGUGUGGUAACUUUAUCUGUCCAGGCCCCAACUGUUUUAGCUGUUAUCUAACAGUUGGUGUGUAACGUCAGGCUACUUGUGCGCACGAGCCUGCGCUCCAUACAGUACCCGUGGAGGCCAGAGGAUCCAGCUCAUGCCAGUUCGGCCCUGAAAGCACAUCUCUCUCCAUUUCCUCCAUGACAAGAAUGCACAAUGCGGCGAGUGUCUCCGCCUCUCUGGGGUCCAUGGGACUGUUGCGUCUCUUCGGAGUGUCGUGGUCCUGGAGUCUGGCAGCAGGCCUUGGGGUUUAUGUGGGCACAACAAGCUGGAAAUACUUCUACAUUGCAGCACGCACAGCCAAGAGGGACAUCAAUGGCCUCUAUGUGCUCUUGAGAGUGAAGAUGGCUUUGUGGCGCUACAUGCGCAGUGAAAGUAACAUUCCUGCCAUAUUCGCCCAGACAGUGAAAAGACAUCCAAAUAAACCAGCACUCAUCUAUGAGGCCACGGGGGAAACAUGGACGUUCACCCAGCUGGACGAGCUGUCUAACGCGGUGGCCCACUGGGCCAGAGGUCAGGGGUGGGUCUCGGGCGACGUGGUGGCCCUCUUCAUGGAAAGCAGGCCGUUACAGGUGGCGCUUUGGCUCGGCUUGGCCAAGGUUGGGGUGGAAGCUGCACUCAUCAACUUCAACCUCCGCCAUGAUUCCCUCAUGCACUGCAUCGGGGCGUCAGGCUCUCGCGCUAUUGUGUUCGGGGCGGAGCUUGCUGAAGCCAUGUUGGAAAUCAGCUCCUCCAACAGCCAGGCCAUGCUUCGGUUUAGUACGGGGGAGCUCAGUGCAGAACAUCUGGCCCGACUGGAUGCUCAACCUCUGGACCCAGUGUUGGCGUCUUCACCUAGACAUCCCCCUUCCCCUUGUGUUCCCCACAAGGGCAUGAACGACCGCCUAUUUUAUAUUUACACCUCCGGCACCACAGGACUGCCCAAAGCUGCCAUUGUGGUGCACAGUCGCUACUACAGAAUUGCUGCGUUUGGGUAUUUUGCCUUUCGCAUGAGACCUGUUGACAUCAUCUAUGACUGCCUGCCUCUCUACCACUCAGCAGGUAAUAUUAUGGGCGUCGGUCAGUGUCUGCUCUUUGGCCUCACGGUGGUAGUGAAGAAGAAAUUCUCUGCCAGCCGCUUCUGGGAAGAUUGCAUUAAGUACAACUGCACUAUAGUGCAGUACAUCGGGGAAAUCUGCCGCUACUUACUAUCUCAGCCGGUGCAACCGUCAGAAAAAGGCCACAAGGUUCGGCUGGCGGUGGGAAACGGGUUGCGUCCCAGUGUGUGGGAGGCCUUCACGGAGCGCUUUCGGGUGAAGCAGAUUGGCGAGUUCUACGGAGCAACCGAGUGCAACUGCAGCAUUGCCAACAUGGAUGGCAAGGUGGGAGCCUGUGGAUUCAACAGUCGCAUUCUCCCCAACGUGUACCCAAUCCGUCUGGUGAGAGUGGACGAGGACAGCAUGGAGCUGGUUCGUGACAGCCGGGGGCUCUGUGUGUCUUGCCGCCCUGGGGAGCCAGGACUGCUGGUGGGUCGUAUCAACCAAAAGGACCCAUUACGGCGUUUCGAUGGCUACGCUAACCAGGAUGCCACGAGGAAGAAGAUAGCUCACAAUGUCUUCAAGAAAAAUGAUUCUGCGUAUCUAUCAGGAGACGUGUUGGUGAUGGAUGACAUGGGCUACAUGUACUUCCGUGACCGCAGUGGAGACACGUUCCGCUGGCGAGGAGAGAAUGUCUCGACCACCGAGGUGGAAGGUAUACUCAGCAGUCUUCUGGGUCAGACUGAUGUCGCCGUGUAUGGCGUGGCAGUGCCAGGUGUGGAAGGUAAGGCCGGCAUGGCUGCCAUUGCAGACACCACAGGGAGUUUUGACUGCAUCAGUUUCUUGCAGAAAGUCCAGCAAGCUCUUCCUUCGUAUGCGCGGCCGGUAUUCCUGCGAAUCUCCCCACAUGUGGACACCACAGGUACAUUUAAAAUCCAGAAAACCAGGCUGCAGAGGGAGGAAUACGACCCACGUCUCACCACUGACCAGAUCUACUUUCUGAACAGCAGAGCUGCGCGUUAUGAGGCAGUAGAUGAGGAGCUAUACAAUGCUAUAGCGGAGGGCAGAAUGUCUCUAUGACAUGGAGGCCGGAGCGAGGCAGUCAUGGGGUCUUAGUUGAGGAGAUGCUCUAGAGAGAGGAUAACCUAUGUAAUUGCUGGUGUCAGGAUCAUGCAGUGUUGGUUCAUCACUUGCCUGGAUUUAACCUUCCAGAGAACAAAGGUAGAGGACUACUUGCAUAGAAUUACAUGGGAAAUUGUUACAGAUGUGGUUUUAACACUCAGUAACACACCAGGACAUAAUAUGAAGGCAUUUAUUCCCUUUAAUAACUUUUUAUUAUUAAAUGAACACCUCAAGAAUACAUUCAACAUCACUGCACAUCGAGUGGGCAUCUCCCACAACAACCCAAUUGAAGUAGGAUACAUGUUACAACAUUGAGCUUAGGACAGAAAGGCGUCGCAUCAAGUGAAACUCUGUUACAGGGUAUAUUCUCAUUUAUGAAAGUCUUUGUAAAUUUAGGCAAUACUUGAGUGUGACGCUAUGGAGUUACUGAUGUGUGGUUGGAUGAGGCUGAAAGACCAGACUCCAGCAUGCAGUACUAGAUAAAACACUAAUAGUCUCUCUUGUGAUACAAUGAUAAAUUAAUCUCACUUUUCAUGUUUGAAACUCUGUACAACACUGGCACACUUUAGCAAACACACAAAAUUUGUUUCUGUUUGUGCCUUAUAUGAAACGGCAGAUAUGUUUCAUUUUGUUAUGCUUCUCAUGGAGAGGAGCUCAAAAGAUUGAAAUCACUGUAGUGAUUGUGUGUCAUGUAAAGCCGAGUCACCCGAGGUGACUCAUGUUAUGUAACAAAAUCUUAUCAGUGUAGUAAUAUAUUGGUGUUACAUCGAUUUUCAAUUUCAGAUCUCACAGACUACUAUUUUUUUGGUUGUAACUCAAAUUAAAUAUUUAAAAACA